This is a messenger RNA of Glycine soja, 3111 nucleotides long. Its product is annotated as histone-lysine N-methyltransferase, H3 lysine-9 specific SUVH1-like. The transcript has 3 exons. Gene Ontology annotation, molecular function: histone methyltransferase activity; zinc ion binding; protein binding. Gene Ontology annotation, cellular component: nucleus. Lineage: Eukaryota; Viridiplantae; Streptophyta; Magnoliopsida; Fabales; Fabaceae. Bases 461 to 2530 code for a protein of 689 amino acids. The record is from RefSeq and is a predicted model, not a curated record.
CUUUUAUUUGUUUCCAAUUCCUCUGAAGUCUGAAUGCCAAAAUGGCAACUCUUACAUUAAUACAUUCCAAAAUAGCGUAUUUCCUUUGCAGCUUCACCACCACUCUCUAGUUCCAAAGCUUGAACAGUCAAAUCCUCGCACAACAUAAAACAUGUUUCAUUGGUAAAAUUUCUCUCCUUAGAUUUAUAUUCAGAUUCUUACAAAUUGUGGGUCUCUCUAUGUUUUCUCCACAAAGUUUCCUUUUUGAUCUAUUUUUCGUUCUGGGUCUUUUAUGCUAACCAUUUUCCUGAACAAAGACUCUUCAACUUCAGGGUUUCAUUACCCUUCUGCACAGACUUUUCUUGUUGGCGAAUAGUUUGAUUAGUAAAGGCAGAGUGAAGGUUAAAAAAGAAAAAAAAAGGUGAGAAAUUUUCAGCUUGUUAAGCUUGAUUUUGUGUUCUUUGUGUAAAAAGGUUGUGUAAUGGAAGAAGGGUCAUGUCAAAACUCAGUUCCUGGUUCAGGUUUUGUUGAUAAAACUAGGAUUGUAGAGGCUAAACCCCUUCGUAGUUUGGCACCUGUGUUGCCAAAAUCUCUUCAAUCUUCUCUCUCUGGCCGGUAUCCAUCUGUGUUUCCUCCAUUUGUUUUGUUUGAGGAGCCUCAGGAGUCUCAGCCGUCACCUGCUCCCAUGCCGGCUCCAAUAAGGUCCUAUAGGGACCCACUAGAUGAAGAAGAAGCCCCUCAUGGAGCCAAUGGAGAGACUUCUUCACCUAUGGAGGGUCUCAACGGUUGUAAUGUUGAUGAUGGCCAAAAGCGUGUUGUGUUGCCUAUGAACAGCUGCAAAUCUUCCCAAAAGAGGAGUAAGAAAACUAAGGAGUCACCAUUUGAUUUGAGUUCUUCGGUUGGUGGUAUCAGCAUGGCCAAAAGGGAAGAUGGCGAUCGUGAAGUGGUUAAUCUUGUGCUCAUGACUUAUGAUUCUCUUCGUAGAAGGCUUUGCCAAAUUGAAGAUGCCAAGGAGUUGAACACAACAAUGUUAAUCAAGCGUGCGGAUUUAAGAGCAAGCAAUGCGAUGACGGGCAAAGCUUUUCGAACAAACAUGAGGAGGAGAGUAGGAGCAGUGCCUGGGGUUGAGAUUGGGGACAUUUUCUUUUUGCGGAUGGAAAUGUGUCUUGUGGGUUUACAUGGUCAGUCAAUGAGCGGAAUUGACUACAUGACUAUCAAGGAUGAGCUUCAAGAGGAAACGGUGGCUUUAAGCAUUGUUUCUUCAGGAGUAUAUGAUAAUGAUGCAGAGGAUAAUGAUGUUUUAAUUUAUAGUGGUCAGGGUGAGAACUUCAACAAGAAAGAUAAGCACGUGAUUGAUCAGAAGCUUCAAAGGGGUAAUCUUGCUUUAGAUAGAAGUUCACGACGCCACAAUGAAGUAAGAGUCAUCCGGGGCUUGAGAGAUGCUGCAAACAGAAAUGCAAAAAUCUAUGUCUAUGAUGGUCUGUAUAAAAUCCAAGAUUCUUGGAUAGAAAGAGGGAAGUCUGGUGGCGGUGUAUUUAAGUAUAAGUUUGUUAGAUUGUCCGGACAACCCAGUGCUUUUGCUGUUUGGAAAUCAGUUCAGAAGUGGAAAAUGGGCUCAAGCACAUCUUCAAGGACUGGUCUUAUUCUUGCAGACCUCUCUACCGGAGUUGAGAGUAUUCCUGUAUCACUUGUCAAUGAAGUUGAUAAUGAGAAGGGCCCUUCUUUUUUCACUUAUUUUCAUUCUCUCAAAGAUCCCAAGCCAUUCAGUUUACUGCAAUCUUCACAUGGAUGCAACUGUAACAAAACAUGUGUCCCUGGAGAUUUGAGCUGCUCUUGCAUUCAAAGAAAUGAAGGUGACUUUCCAUAUACUGCAAAUGGUGUUCUAGUGAGUCGGAAACCAUUGGUUCAUGAGUGUGGCCCAUUGUGCAAGUGUUCUCCUAACUGCAAGAAUCGAGUAUCCCAGACUGGUUUGAAGCACCAAAUGGAAGUGUUCAAAACAAAAGAUAGAGGGUGGGGACUUAGAUCACUGGAUCCUAUACGUGCUGGUACUUUUAUUUGUGAGUAUGCAGGAGAAGUUAUUGACGUUGCCAAGGUAAAUAAGAAUAGGGGAUAUGAUGAUGAGUAUGUUUUUGAUACAAGCCGUAUUUAUGAUCCAUUCAAAUGGAAUUAUGAACCUAGCUUAUUGGAAGAAAUAAGCUCAAAUGUCUCUUGUGAGGAUUAUGAUAUACCGUCUCCUCUAAUUAUCAGUUCUAAGAAAUUUGGAAAUGUGGCUAGAUACAUGAAUCAUAGUUGCUCCCCAAAUGUUUUCUGGCAGCCAGUCUUGUAUGCUGAAAAUAAUCAAUCCUUUCUUCACAUUGCAUUUUUUGCCCUCCGACACAUUCCUCCAAUGACAGAGUUAACAUAUGAUUAUGGAUGUUCCAGUCACAUUCCUCCAAUGACAGAGUUAACAUAUGAUUAUGGAUGUUCCAGUCAUGCUGAUCAUAGCAGUGCACCCAAAGGGAGAAAGAAAUGCUUGUGUGGAUCAUCAAAAUGUCGUGGUUCUUUUGGUUGAUGUUUUGUUGCAGUUGCUCAUGGACAGACAUGGUGCUGGCAAAUGUAUUCAGGGCUAGAAGAGGUGAUAGUCUACUGAAUAGAGUACUAGAGAAAGGCCAAGAAAAACUUAGAGAAACAUUUGAAAUAGACUUAUAUUUUUAUGGAUGAGGACAUUGAAUGUGAAGACCGGAUACAGCUUGGAAGUUCCAACGUCGUGGAUGCUUGCUUCAAAAUAUAAUUGGUAGAUGUACUUGGUAAAAAUUAACCAUGUUAGUCUUUAGGCAUGGCUCUUUUUCGGCUUUAACUUAUAGUUAGUGACUUUGGAUCAUCUUACCCCAUUCCUGGUUUUGAGGGGAAAAGGUUUUAGUGAGCAACUUGUGUAAAAUUAGUGUUGUAGGGAAUGGCCAGCACUUGAUAUCACUAACAUGCAUAUCUUUGUCCCCUUUUGGCUUUUGUAAUUGUAAUACAGUUAGUGUUGGCGUUGAUUAGAAGGCUAGAACUAUAUAUCCUAUUUUGGAUUCUAGAAACUAUUUUGUUAAACCUUGCUGUGUAUCUUUUCUAUGCAAAUUGAAUUGAUCUGAACACUCUUGGGUCCUUUCA